Messenger RNA from Suncus etruscus (white-toothed pygmy shrew), 995 nucleotides. RefSeq names its product gem nuclear organelle associated protein 6 (gene GEMIN6). Lineage: Eukaryota; Metazoa; Chordata; Mammalia; Eulipotyphla; Soricidae. The coding region runs from base 1 to 564 and encodes 187 amino acids. The record is from RefSeq and is a predicted model, not a curated record. Gene Ontology annotation, biological process: spliceosomal complex assembly; spliceosomal snRNP assembly. The transcript is spliced from 2 exons. Gene Ontology annotation, cellular component: SMN complex; nucleus.
AUGGGCGAGUGGGCGGACCGGGGCCCGCUGCAGUGGCAGGAGUGGACGCGGCGCGCGGUGCGCGUGUCGGCCGGCGGGCGCGAGUACCGGGGCUGGGUGCUCACCACCGACCCCGUGUCCGCCAGCAUCGUCCUGGUCACCUUCCUCGAGGAUGGCAGCCUGUCCGUGACAGGCAUCAUGGGCCACGCCGUGCGGUCGGUGACAGCUGACACGGAGGCCGAGCUGGACGGGGACGGGAGAGAGCAGGAGACGCUGGCGCGCUUGUUCGAGUCGCCCGACUUCUCCGAGGCCUACAGCCCCGAGCUCCUGGAGAAGAGGAAGGGCAGCUUGAAGACGUGGCUGGAGAAGAACCACGUGCCCGUCGCUGAGCUGGGAGACGCGCCCUCCAGGCUCUGCGUGGCGGGGGCCCUGACCGUCGAGCCGCCCUACCGCCCGGAGGACUGCAGCUGUGCCAACGAGAUCAUCCUGUCGCGCAUCCAGGACCUCAUCCGCCGCUCCUGGCAGCCGCCUGGCGAGGCUGACCAAGAGCUGUGCGCCGACCUUUCCGCCCCCGGAAAACCCUAGCCCUGGUUGGCCUGGUGGUCAAGACACUGACCCACACUGGCCACCGCUGGGGGAGCACCCCACCCAAAAGGAAGAAGUGAGUUGCAUAAAUACCAGCGGCACCACACGGAAUAAAACUAGCCCGGGGAUAUCGAGAUCAUCUUUCUUUUUGGACCAUCCCUGGCAGUGCUCAGGGCUCUUCCUUCCUGGCUCUGCACAUGCUCGAACCCAGUUCCAAAAUGUGCGAGGCCAGGGCCCUACUCAUUGUACUUAUCUGUCCAGCCGCCGAGAAUCUUAUAUUUUUUUGAUCUUAUUUUAAGCUUAUUUUUACGUUUUUGUUAAAAAAAAUGUUGUUAGAAAAAAUGCACAAGAUUCCAUAUAAAAUCUUAGAAAAAGUCCCUUGUAGAGACUGGCUUUACUUGCGUGGGGGGAAAUUCGAUCCUCACCUGGCG